Messenger RNA from Solanum lycopersicum (tomato), 519 nucleotides. Lineage: Eukaryota; Viridiplantae; Streptophyta; Magnoliopsida; Solanales; Solanaceae. The record is from RefSeq and is a predicted model, not a curated record.
AUGAGGGAGAUGAAUAAUGUUGACAAGUUAUCUUUGGAGUGGAGUAGAAGCAGUACUCCUGACAAUUCAGAAAUCAAAAGAGAUAUAGUUGAUGCGAUAUGCCCACACACAAACACAAAAGCAGUCGAAAUUAGAGGAUAUAGAGGGAUAAAUUUUCCAAAUUGGUUAGCUGAUCCUUCAUUUCUUAAGCUAGUAGAAUUAGGGAUGCAUGGAAUAACAGAGGUGACGGAAGAAUUCUAUGGUAGUUCCACCUCCAAAAAGUCUUUUAACUCUCUUGAGAAGCUUGAAUUUGAAGAUAUGCCAAAGUGGAAGCAAUGUCAUGUACUAGGAAAUGGAGAGUUGCUUGCACUUGAGAAGCUUUCAAUUCAAAAUUGUCCGAAGUUGAUAUGGAAGUUGCUUGAAAAUCUUACUUCUCUAACAGAAUUGAUAAUUUCAAGAUGUCGUCAUUUCGCCAAUUACCUUGAAGACAAUACAAAUAUCUUGUUGCCAGAAAUUGAAAUUGGAGCAGCCAGUUGGUGA